CUCCUAAGUUCCCAAUUGGAUUUCUCCUCCGUUGCACUCUGCUGCCGUCUUCUAUGGCGUCGUCGUCAUCCGUCGUUGGGUGGUCAUUGUCUCUCUGCGUCGCCCAUAGGUGCUCUGUUCUGCUCCGCUCGUCCGCCAUGCCUAUUGCAUCCCCUCGUCCCGCCUUGCCUCACAGCGCCUCGCGGUGCCUUGCCUUAAAUCGCCGCUCCUCGACUCCGCGUUUUGCUGUCUGGACUGGUUCGGCAACAACAGAGGCAUACAGGUUCUACUUGUAAAAGUUUGGGCUGCAAUCCUCAAGGCAUUACUGCUGACAGGCUUUGAUGCUUGGUUCCGCAAUACCGAAGAUCGGUGGUAAAAGCAAAGGCCUCAGAUACAACUGAAUGUGCUGCUAUGGUUAAUACCAAUUCCCGCAAAGACUUUCUUGGAUUGGCUUUGGGAAUCUCAAGCCUCUUUGUUGGUUCAUUGGAAGCCAAAGGAGCUGAUUUAUCCCCGGAAGAUAAGCCGAAACUAUGUGAUGAAGCUUGUGAAAAGGAGCAUGAUAAUGUAACUAUGGUAACUACUGAAUCAGGUUUGCAAUACAAGGAUAUUAAAGUUGGACAAGGUUCUAGUCCCCAGUUGGAUUUCAGGUAGCAGCUAAUUAUGUAGCAAUGGUUUCUUUUGGACAAGUAUUUGAUAGGUGGUCCAAAAGCAGCAUGUGCUGGUUGUGCUGGCUUUGCGGCAUUCUCAGUCGUUAUAAAAAAAUUCUUAGACAGGCAUGAGUAGUUAUCUAUUGAAUUGAAGUCACCCAAUUUUGCAUUCAUUAGGCAUAGCAGGAUUUUCAUAGUGAUAAUCUUUUGCCCAUUUGCUAAAGGGCGCAUACAAAAAUUGUAGUAUUUUAUUUUACAUUGAUUAUUGUUUAUUUGUAUACAAUAUCAAUUGGUGGAUGCAUUCCUCCAAUUUCAAACUAGAUGUAAGUAUGCUCUUAAGUAUUAAUGUAAAGUUUAUUAUGUAAACUGGAUGCAUUAUCAUAAUCAAUACU
Messenger RNA from Arachis duranensis, 1018 nucleotides. Its product is annotated as peptidyl-prolyl cis-trans isomerase FKBP16-3, chloroplastic-like. Bases 391 to 630 code for a protein of 79 amino acids. Lineage: Eukaryota; Viridiplantae; Streptophyta; Magnoliopsida; Fabales; Fabaceae. The transcript is spliced from 4 exons. The record is from RefSeq and is a predicted model, not a curated record.